AUGGCGAAAGGCCACAUCAUCCCACUCCUCCCCGUCGCCCACCUCCUCCGCCGCCGCCUCAUCCGCGUCAUCGUUCUCACCACCCCAGCCACCCGCUCCUUCAUCGUCGACCACUCUUCCUCCGACGUCAUCACCAUCCCUUUCCCGCAUGGAAUCUUCCCUCCCGGCAUCGAGAGCUCCGACAGGCUCCCUUCCAUGUCCUCGUUCCCUCGAUUCGCCAUGUCCACCAAGAUCAUGCAGCCGGACUUCGAGCGCGUCAUCGGUUCCCUACACAGUACCCGACCCGUCGAUUUCUUGGUAUCCGACGGGUUCCUCGGGUGGACAUUGGAGUCCGUCAACAAGUUUGAGAUCCCCAGGUUGGUGUUCUACGGGAUGAGCUGCUACGCGUCUUGCAUUUGUAAGGCCGUCGGAGAUGGCAGCCUCCUCGCUAGGGCUUCGAUUAGGGUUAGGGAAUAG
Molecule: messenger RNA, 456 nt
Organism: Linum tenue
Lineage: Eukaryota; Viridiplantae; Streptophyta; Magnoliopsida; Malpighiales; Linaceae
Source: the annotation of a GenBank genome assembly